AUGCGAAAACAUAUCACACCACUGGAAAACACAGGUCCUUCAUCCAUAGACGAUCAUGUACAGGACAAAAUAAGGAGAAAUUUGAGUAAAGAAUUAUCAAGAGUUGUGAAAAAGAUACAGCAUGAUCACAUAAGUUCUGACUCAGCCAUACGAAGUGGAGACGCUGCUAAUGCUGUCUGUCACGUGAUUGAAGCUAUCUUUCUUCAUGGACUUAAAGAGUCCUUUUCUAAUAAGUUGUCAAGUUAUUUUGGCUCUGGCAACACAGGAAGAGCUCCUCAACCGAGUUUCUGGCAGUUUUUGUUGAGUUUUACUCACAAAGAUGUGGUUAAACAGUUGAGCCAUCUUGCUCACAUUACAACAGAGGUUGGACAGUGCAGGGCUUGGAUUCGGUUGGCGCUAAACGAUGGCUUGAUAGAGAGCUACUUAGCUGCUAUGCUGCUGGACAAAAAGAAACUACAACAAUAUUACCAUGGAUACAGUUUCCUUAGAGACUCAGAACAACCACACAUCAUGAAAAACUAUUUGCAAGGUAUGGGGGAUUUUGUCUUCCAACUUUCAUAUAACUCAUCUGUUCUCAAUCAGUGGGGAUUUACUCCACUCAAGUUAGCUGGUUUAGAAGACAUUGAAGAAACCCCACUGGCUUUUGUAUCUAUUGGUGCUACCCCCACUGAUGAAGCAGACUCUCUGUCAUCAAUCUCAAAUCCAGUAUCAAUCAUACCAGUCAAAACAGCCCAUGGAAAGAAAACAAAAAAUAAAACCAGAACAAUGGAAGCUGCUAAUUUGACACAAGAUGAGUCUGGAAGUCCAUCCACCGGAGAUUUCAACUACAGAGAAUGUGAAAUGAGCAGUAGUCUUCUAGCAACCCCUCCAGACCAUGACAUCAUCUUAACACAUAGUCCACAAAGAGGCAGAGAGGACUUGAAGAGAAAGUUGUUGAAAGAGAAUAAGGAAAUAGAACAGAGAAAUGCUGAUGAUGCCAAUUUGGAGAUGGAGGCGAACAAAUCAGAUGAAGACAAAGACAGAGCGCAGGAAGCGAAAUUUACAGAAGCUCCCCGUCAUCUUGGAAUGUCUAGGGUUUUCACACCAGCAAAAUCCAAAGCUUUACCACAGGUGAAUGAUGCAGUGGCUGAAGUGACUGUCGCAGCAAACCGACAGGAUGCUGAUGUUGCAACACAGGGGUACGUGGAAUGUCAAAACAAUCACCGAGAAGAGUAUAUCGAGACUGGUGUUGCUGUUGGCGAAGAUGAUGAACUGACAGCUUCUGUGGGUAACAGUCUCAUUGCAAGAAGUGGCUGGUCAUCAACGUUCGAGAAGCAACUAACCCCGGAUACCGAGAUUCGAUCACCUAUAAGAGAAAGAGGUGAAAGUUUUGGGAGUUUACUGCAGAACUAUGCACCAGCAAGUCGACAGAGACCUUCUCCUACCAUGGCAGAAUUGUUAGAUCAGUUACCAGAGAAAGAAAUAGUAAAGGAGCAGGCUGGAAAUGAGAAACCAGAAGACAAGAAUAGAGUGUCAAUAGGCGGUGAUUUUGAAGUCGUUCCUCUAUCCCAGUCUUUAGCUUCUAUAAGCACAGAUCCUAGAACACAUGCCUUGAUGGCAAUCUUAACAGAGAUUUCAAAUGAAAAAGGAUUAGAUUCUCAGAAUUACCAAUGCAAAGGGUGCUCCAGACCAAUUGGAAUCAUUUAUGGUAGAGCUAAAGUAUGCAGUUAUGAUGGAUGUUAUUAUUGCUAUGAAUGCCAUACUGAUGAUGAAGCUAUCAUACCAUCAAGAAUUAUACACAAUUGGGAUUUUAAUAAACAUAAAGUGGCCAAGUUAACCAAGUUAUUUCUACAUCAAAUUGAAGAUGAACCAUUGAUUAAUAUUAAACAAUGCAAUUAUGCUAUCUACAAUUUUAUUAAUGAUCUUAAUGAUGUUAAGCAAGUUCGAUCACAACUGACUUAUCUGAAAGCAUAUUUAUUUACAUGUAAACAGUCUGUGGCUGAGGAAUUACGGCGACGGGUAUGGCCUAAGGAGUACAUGUUAGAUAAUGUCCAUCUCUAUUCAGUUACAGAUCUUAUACAAGUACAAAGUGGUCAGUUACUACCGCAUCUCAAGAAAAUCAUCAAUUUUGCUGCUAAACAUGUUAAAAACUGUUCCCUAUGCAGUCAGAAAGGAUUCAUAUGUGAAAUCUGUGAUAGUCCUAAAAUUAUCUAUCCUUUCGACUUAGAGCUCACUGUCAGGUGUGAUAGAUGUAAAACGGUUUUCCACAAGACCUGUAAAACAGAAUUGGUAUCCUGUCCAAAGUGUGACAGACGAAGGCUACGCCAUGUCUCUGGCAACCGACAAACUACACAAGUUGAUUUUGCAUCGCCAUGGAGUUGA
This is a messenger RNA of Saccoglossus kowalevskii, 2361 nucleotides long. RefSeq names its product pleckstrin homology domain-containing family M member 1-like. Lineage: Eukaryota; Metazoa; Hemichordata; Enteropneusta; Harrimaniidae. The record is from RefSeq and is a predicted model, not a curated record.